Messenger RNA from Seriola aureovittata, 5336 nucleotides. RefSeq names its product transmembrane protein 74-like. The transcript has a single exon. The coding region runs from base 3878 to 4789 and encodes 303 amino acids. The record is from RefSeq and is a predicted model, not a curated record. NCBI's taxonomy places the organism in Eukaryota, Metazoa, Chordata, Actinopteri, Carangiformes, Carangidae.
UUAUUAACAGUUUAUUUAAGCCUCAGUCAGAGCUGUAUUAAGCAGGUUUACUCUCAGUGUUUCAAACUGCUGCACACAUUGUAGAGAGAUGAUACUGAAACACACUGAAAGAUAAGUAGCAUUAAAUACAGUAAACAAUGAACAGACAGUGGGUUGUUCAGCACAGCAGAGAGAGAGAAGCUCUGACUGCACCAGUCAAGUAUCGCCUGCAGUCGUGAAUCCAGCCUUGGUUAUCGCCCACAUCAGUACCACCAUGUCUGUUUAACUGCCUGGACAGAGGCCGUGCAUGUGUAGAGCUGCUGGUCGAACACCCUCCAUCAUAACUGUUGUAUGAGAUUCACAAGUGGAGAGGAGGGAAAGAACCGUACAUGUUGGUUACUGUAUAAGACAAUCAGAUAAUGACAGCCUGCUGCUCUGUGCACUUUAUCUAUACAACAACGUUAUGUCAACACACCUGUCUCACUGGGCCAAAAGUAUGUGGACAGCCGAGGACACUCUAAGUACACAGUCUACAGUGUAUUUGUUAAAGAUACCUGCUGAUUUGACUGAUUUACAAACCCUCCCUCUCCUGCCCACAGGAGCGUACCUGUGCUGUGUGCUGAUGAAACCGUGCCGCUGUCCGUGGUGCUGAACUAACAGAUUCAGACAAGUUCCUCGUAGCCGUCACUUCAACUAUUGCUGCUUAAAGUCACGAAUAAAGAUGGACGUCGCCUCUGUGACGUCACCCACAGGUUUCUGAAGCUCAGAGUGAGCUGCUCCACUGUUGCCAUCUUGGCAGUGUCUGACUCCGCCCCCUAACUCCCAGCUAAUCCAAAACAGGCCACGCCAUCAAUCCUCCAUAACUGUAGUCCUUAAUAAAAUGUAAACAGGUGAGUUAUAUAAACAGGUGAGUUAUAUAAACAGGUGUCAUGAAGGAGGAAAACAGUUUUUGUACCAGGCUGUAAACAUGUUUAUUUCUGCUGUAAAGUUGGACAUUUUAACAUGGGAGUCUAUGGGGACUGACUCACUGUUGGAGCCAGACUCUAGUGGUCGUUAGAGGAACUGCAGCUUCUGGUUCUUUACUGGUUGCAGCUUGAGACAAACACAAUGUGCUUAAAGCUGAUAUCACACUAAUCAUUAUAAUCCUUUGUGUCUUUAUUGAACACACACUUUAAACAUUCACAGUUCUGGUUGAAUAGUUAAAAAUCUAUGUAGAUAAUAAGUUUUAAAAUUUCGCAACUACAAAUCUGUAGACAGUAACAUCUGCCUGCUGUGUCUUACAGAUGUGAAAUGUUUUCUGCAUCAUGUUGAAAGUGUGUCGUCUUUUCUCUCCUCUCCCUCUGAAAAGGUCUGAACCACUAGAUGCACAGCGAGCGGAGGGUUCAGUAUCGACUGUACUCACAAGCAGCGGCGGUCGGUCUCAGUAAACAGUACAAUUGAGCUUGAGUGGUGGAGCGCUGAAGCAUUUUGUAAUCGUGACCUUUGGCUACCUAUAGCCUACAUAUGCUCCAGUGCUCUGCAGAGACAUGAGACAUUUCAUUGUAACCAGGAGGAUUUCUACGAGGAGCUCAGCAAGUGGAAGAUCCCAUUUCCUGCAUAAUGUGGUGUCAUUUUUAAAAGCUUCUGAUGCUUUUUUUCAUCUUUUAAUUUCACUCUCAGGGAUAAAAUCCUCCCCCUAUAGUUUUCAGAGCAUAUGUAAAUUAGAUCCGUUCUUGCGGUGACGAUGAGGUUUUUGUUAGUUCCUGAUAAGCUGCCAGUUUGGAGAUAUGGGCUCCUCAGUCAGCAGUGAGUGUAUGGGAUUUGACAUGCUUUUGAUUGAACAGCGAAGCGACUUUCUUCCUGGCUGCGUGGAGCUCCUCUGGAAAUGGGCCAGUCAGGAAAAUGAUUUGCUGAAUGCUCAAUUCAAAGGAGGAGAAUCCCUCCUCCUCCUUCUUGUGUACGUCUCUUUGUCACAGUAAUAUUGUUUGAAUGCAUAUAAUAAAGUUAACCAUGUUAGAUAUGCUCCCAGAUGGAGGGACACUCCCGUGAUUAAUGAGGCGGCUUUUUCAGCUGUACAGGACAAUGACUUCCUGUCCUGCUGACGUGCUGUUGAGCACAUGAGGUCAUGUCAUCCGUCCUUCUUCUUCUGGGCGAGUCGGAGGGUUUAGAUGAUGAGGGGUGACUCCUGUUUUCUUACUCUCAUGUCUGUAUUAACGGAGCCAGCAGCUGAUUUUGUUUGGAGGACUUGUUGCCCCAACUGCAGGGCUCCUGCUCUGACCUCUGACCUCUGACCUCACACCUUCACUUCAGCAUCAAUAAAACAUAAAUCACAUUGCUGUCCUGUCCCCUCGGGUUGUCUCACGCAAAUGAGCUAAUUUCCUGUUUUUUCAGGACAAACACGUUGAGUCAUUAAGGAGCCACUUUUUAACGAAGGUGGGUUUAAAGGUUCUAACUAACGACUUAAUUAAUCAUUUCUGAAGCUUUAAAAACCUUAAGACUCAUUACUGAGAACAGCCUUUGGUUGCCAGGUUGGUUCAAAUCUCUCUCAUGCAGAACACUUCCUCUGUCUUUUAAUUGCUUUAGUUCAUGACCCGUUGACCAGACCCUGCUGAUGAACCAUUGACCUUUGACCUUCUGGAAAAGUGCUGCAGGGCGUCUCGACACAAAUCUUAUUGUAAAAGUCCUUAUUAGGCUCAUUAGCGCUGUUAGCGGUGUGGCUACCUGAAAAUCCGUAGCAAAAACCGAGCAAAACAUCUCAACAACUAUUGGAUGGAUCAUAUUAAAAUGCUUUUGCAGGCAAUCAUGGUCCCCAGAGGAUGAAUCCUAAUGACUGGAGUGAACCUUUAUUCUCAUCUUGUGACCUAAGCAGGUCAAAGCUUUUACUUAUUUGAUCAUCUUCAUUCAUGCUCCCCAGAUUUUGGUUCAGAUAUUCAUGUUCCCCUCAGGAUGAAUUUUAACCACUUUGGUGACUUAUCUUAUUUGAUUUUAAUGUCAGGAUGACUAUGAUGACUAUAAAUAGAUUCCUCACAACCUGGCAACCCAAAAUUCAGGUUUUACUUACCCAGCAAAAUAUCUGAUCAUCUUCAUUCUUACUCCCCAGAAGAUGAACCCCUGUCUUUUCUAGCACCACAGUGAGGCUAACAUUAGCGAUUCUGAAUGAAAUAUCUCAACAACUUUUGAAUGAAUUUCCAUAAGAUUCGGUUCAGAUGUUCAUGUUCCCCUCAGGAUGAAUUUUGAUCACUUUGGUGACCUAACUUUUUAUAUGAUCUCAUUUAAAUGUCACUAAUAAAUUGGUUUAUGACUAACUACCUGGCAACCCAGAAGUUGCUCUUAUCAAAGGCUCAUAUCUGAUCCAUAAAUCCUCAUUAAUGGAGCCACUGUAGUUACUGUUUAUAAGCCGUUUAUAAAGAGUGGAGCCGCCCGCCGCCUCUCAUCUGAUUAGUGCGCUGCGCCGGGGAACACUGAGGCUGGUGCGGUAAUAAGCAUUAUAAGGCGGUCUGCCGGAGCUCAGUCUGUGGGAGGGGUCUGCCAAGCCUCUCUCUCUAAUUGACCGGGGAGCAGAAGCAGAAGCAGCCGGGGAGAGAGGUGGUGCUCCGCUAAACCGCAUUUAGUCGCUUUAAUAACCGCUGACCGCGACACAUCAGGAGGAAUUAGAUCCAUCCGCGUGUUUCUGCAGGAGAGAAGAGACAGAAGAGAAAGUGAUGAGCGGGAAUAUUCAUCAGGAGAGACUUGCUCACUUGUAGGAGACUUUAAAACGCUCGCGGUGCACCUGCAGAGAGAUGCGUGUAGGAUGUUGUUUUGACUUGAGGCGCAGAUAGAAAGUGUCUCGCGGCCGGAAAUGAAAGUUGCAGCUUCACGUUGAGUCGUUUCAGGGAGUUGGAGCCUCUCAGCGGGUUGUUUCUCUGACAGACGCGGACGCAUGGGCCUGACAAACCGGAGGAACCCAGCCCGUGUUCAGAUGGCUGAUCUGGAACUGAUUUACUUUGAUCAGCCCGAUCCCAGAGGCUCCUCCCCGGGCGGGAAUAAGCAGAGUGUGGCGGAGAUCCGCGGCGGAGGGAAGUCACCUCACCCCGGGGGAAGAGAGGGUUCAGCACCAUGGACAGAGACCCGGAGAGGGGGCGCGCGGCCGGAGCAGGAAACAGAAACCUCCUUCACCUGCAGCCACCGAGGUGAUGAAGGUGAUGACGAUGAUGAUGAUGAAGAUGAUGAUGUCCGGCUGAUAGGGACCAGUCCGCAGACCUGCACACUGAUCCGGAGCUCCUCAAGUGAACUGUGCGAGGAGGAGGAGGAGGAGGAGGAGGAGGUGAUGGAGGAGGAGGAGGAGGAGGAGGAGGAGGAGGAGGAAGAGGUGAUGGAGGAGGAGGAGGAGGACAUCCCGGAACUUUACUUGCUGUCCGACGACGACCUCUCCUCUGACGGCCCGGGGAAGUCGGUGGACUACGGCUUCAUCAUCGCAGUCACUUGCCUGGUGACCGGCAUCUCUCUGGUCGCCAUAUCCUACACGGUCCCCAGGGACGUGCGCGUGAACCCGGACAGCGUGUCCGCGCGGGAGAUGGAGCGGCUGGAGCGGGAGAAAGCCAGAGUCGGGGCCCACCUGGACCGGUGUGUGAUCGCGGGACUGUGCCUGCUCACCCUGGGGGGCGUGCUGCUCUCCACCCUGCUCAUGGUCUCCAUGUGGAAGGGGGAGAUGAUGAGGAGGAGGGCGUUUGCUUAUUCCAAACACGCAGCCAAGUUGUACGGCUCCAUCAGCCUGAGAGCGGGAUCCAGCCCGACGCGGGAAUCCUGCUCACACGUGUCAGCGGCUGAUGAGGAUUUAGAGGUGCUCAGCUGAAUUCAUGAACAGGAGGAGCGGGAAAGACUCAGACAAGCGCUUUGAAAAUCCUCCCAGUGCUGUCCUCCUGACGGGGGGGGGGGGGGGGGUUUACCGCCUUUUAAUGUCUAACAGCUGAAGAAGUUUCUCUUUAAAGGACAAGUUCACUUUUUAAAAGUCUCAUAUGUUCAUGGUUCCUCCUGAGUGUCAGUGAUCAGGGACAAAGCUGUUUCCUGUGUGAGUGAAGUUCAGACAGAGAUUACCCACAAUGCAUCCAUGACAUAAAGUUUAUGUUGAGUGGACACAAAUGUUCAAGACCGUCCACGUGACAUAAAAACGUUGUGUUCACUGGACAAACACUCGUCCCUUGUGAGGCUGACAUGAUUUUUUUCAGUUCAUUCUACUUAAAUCUGAAACUUAAAUCUGAAACUUAAAUCUGAAGCUUAAAUCUUCGUGAAACUUCACUGAAAAUUUUGUGUCAAACUGACAAAAAUCUGCAGUCAGACGGAGGUCAUGUGACACACAAAAGUUUAUAGUGUGUGGCGUUUCCAGUAAACUUUAAAUUGAG